Messenger RNA from Magallana angulata, 796 nucleotides. Its product is annotated as nuclear envelope phosphatase-regulatory subunit 1-like. Gene Ontology annotation, cellular component: cytoplasm; Nem1-Spo7 phosphatase complex. The coding region runs from base 91 to 459 and encodes 122 amino acids. The transcript has 6 exons. The record is from RefSeq and is a predicted model, not a curated record. NCBI's taxonomy places the organism in Eukaryota, Metazoa, Mollusca, Bivalvia, Ostreida, Ostreidae.
AAUUUGAUUGGUUCUAUUCUUGAGAAACAUCGAAUGAGGUGUGGGUUUACAAAAUGAUCUUUCUAAGGGAGACAAUUCUCCAACCACAACAUGUCAGCAGAGCAGACUGAAGACCUGAAGGCAUUCGAGAGAAGGUUAACAGAAGUUAUAGACAAGCUGCAGCCAACAGCAAGACUAUGGAGAAUGGUACUCAUAGUGAUCUCGGUUUGUACAGCUGUUGGCGCAUGGACCUGGCUGUGGGACUCACAAACUAAGCAGAUAUCACUACCACAGUCCCUUUUAAAUCACCCGUUCUUCACCAUUAGCUGUAUUCUCCUAGUCCUCCUUUUCCUGUUUGGAAUCCAUAAAAGAGUUGUAGCACCAUCAAUUGUUGCAUCCAGAUGUCGACAGGUGUUAACAGAUUUCAACAUGUCCUGUGAUGAUACUGGAAAACUUAUUCUAAAACCAAGACAUAUAUAGCAUGAAAUUCAGAAAACAACACAAUUCUAGUGGACGUGUCUCCUUCAUAGAACUGUGCCAUUUCCUGUACAGCUCACCCUUACAUUCUGAUAUUCCUUAGUGCUUUGAUCAGGGAUGGAGAAGCAAUUUGUAUAGUGUUUUUGUGACUUUUUACAAGCACUACACACAAUCAGGACAUGACUUAAAUCUGAACUGUUACCUUGUUCUUACAUGUUAACAUAUACAGCUAUGAAGUUUCAUAUAUUACGUGUUUUACCUACCUACAUGUAGUUGUUCGAAAGAGCAUUUGUUGUGUAUUUCAUAAUGAAAUAAAAUGAUGACGUUGUUUUAAACAGCC